AUGAGAGGUGUUGACGCCUUCGAGACAUACUACAGCAUUUUGGGGGUGGGAAGGACUGCGACCACCGAAGAAAUCUCCAAGGCAUACCGCAGGGUCUCUCUCUCUGUACACCCCGACAAGGGCGGAGACCCGGCGUCAUUCCGAAGACUCACCAAGGCCCACGACGUGCUACGGGAUCCUGUCUUGCGAGAGCGGUACGACAAGUACGGGGCCGCUCUCGAGCCAUCCCCGGGCGAUCUCAUCGGCUCCGGCACCGUUGGACGACUCGUUCCGCUCUCGCUUUCCGCCACGGGGGGCGCCAUAUCUCAGUUCCUUUUUGUGGUGGGAGCCGUUAAUGCCUCUUUUUGGGGCGUGGGGUGUGCAGUUGCCGCGGGCGGCUCGUGGCUGAAGGCGAGGCGACUCGAGGGAGGGACGGGGGAGAGAGCUAGUGCCCUGCCCGCGGUGGUGGGCGGGUUGGUCUUGGGUAACGCGGUGGGGAUCAUGGUUGGAUUCGGGGCGCGCGGCACCGCGCGACUCUUGUUCGGGCGACCAAGAUCUUGACACAGAUGCCGAAAAUGCUAGGGUUGUCGUUCAGAAAUGUAGCAUCCGUACUUCAACGCGAUGAGUUCCGUGGGCGUUAAACGUCUGAAUCUAAGACUACGAGCCUCUGCCUACACUCGACCGAGUUGUGUAUGGGUGCCAUCGUUGUUAGAGGGGUUUGCAUUACAGCGUACACGUCAAGUUGCCUGGUGCUCGUGGCGGGGCUUACAAGCAUUGCACACGAGGUGCCUCUCUCAGCUUCUUUGAGAGAGCAGAAUUAUUCACUGUCGUCUAGUGCCGCAUCGAGCAGCUCGGCAUCUGCAGCGUUGCUCACACCACCCCCGAAGAGAGAGAGCGUUUCGCCUCUCCCCGCAGCGGCACGACCUAACGCUACUCCAGGCGCUGCUGCCACCGCGGUUGUCGGUGUGUUAAGCUUGUUUGAGUCUUCCGCUUCUGCUACGGCACCUUGCUCGCUGCCAGUAGGUUUGUCGGGACCAUUGGAGCAGAACAGAGCGUUAACUUCCUCGAGGUCGCAAUUUCCGUUCCCCUUCUCGGCUCCCACUCUUUCCUCCCGUUGAUGUGGCUGCUGCUGUGGCAACGGCUGUUCUUGUCCUGCGAUAUUUCCGGAGCCGUUUGAAGCAGCCAAGCCGUGUCGUCCAGGGAAUGCCGUUGACCUGGUACUAACCCCCUCAUCAUCACUGCUGUCGUCGCUGCUAGCGAGGCCGUCAAGGUCGGUCCAAAUGGAGGAAGAGCCGCCUGCUGCCUUGAGCCGGACGUUUUCCUCCUGAUCCUUCUCUUCGCCUCGCCGUGGCUGUGGCCCACCUUCUGCACCUCCGCCACCCUCCGCUCUCUCGUCUUCGGAAAUAGGGACAAAUGUUGACCCACCCGCCACAACCCCAGGAGACGAACCGCCCCCAUGAUCGGGCACGGGUGUUAGACGACGGCGCAAACCAUCCAGUGUGGCGUUGUAAGAACCGGUAGCCGUCGCUGACGUACUGGCACCCCUCGCCUGCUCCACGUCACUGCCGACAUUGCCGCAAUGGUCGGUGUCCGGUGUUCCAACGCACGACGCUUGAUGCGUGCCUGCGCCGGGAGCAGCAGCCCGGGAACUGUCGCCGUCCCUCUGCCUUUCUCGAGGAGGAUCUGGGAAGUCCACAAGACCCCGCAUCUGCCCAUCGUCCGCCGAAAUUCCACCUCUCGAAGGACCACGGACGUAAGGACCACGGUCUUCGCCCGUCGAAUCCUCACCGGCCCGCGCCGCUGCUGCACCGUUGUUGCCAGCCGAAGCUCUGGGAGGUGCUGUGUCGCCCGCUGCUGCUACACCUUCGUCUCCCUGUGCCUGUCCCUCCUCGUUGGAAUCGUCACGGUGUUGCCCGAGGGCGAUCUGGUACUCCCAUGGCGACGGUGAUUGCGACUCAGAGAACAUCCCAGGAGGGCUCGAUCCACCCAGGGGAGGGGACGGGGAGGGCGGCAGCAUCUCUUUACUGCCCUGAGUUAGAACCGAGGACCGACUCCCGACUUCUUGCGGUGCGUUUCUGCUCUUUGGGCUCGGUUGUGGUGGCUUCUGCCGCCCUUGCCGCUCGCCCUUGGCUUUGUCUGCUAGCAGGUGGCGCCGGGUCUGCCGAUGCUCCCCGUGCUGAUCUUCCUCCUGCGUACGCAAACGCUGUGGUGACAGACGGACCGGAUGGCUCAACCGUGGCGUCAUCUGCUGCUGAUCAUAGUCGGGACUUUGUCGGGCGGCCGGUGCUCGUGGUCUUCGUCGGUCGAACCCCUCCCCUCUCUGUCUCGUCGCCGCCGACGUCGGGGUGGUGGGCGGAGGUGGUGUCCUACUCGAAGGGUCGUAUGGAGUGGGUCUGCCGUUGCCAGAAUCGGGCACUGCCUGCGGCGUGAACG
Ectocarpus siliculosus is the source of this 2412-nucleotide messenger RNA. The record is from the annotation of a GenBank genome assembly. NCBI's taxonomy places the organism in Eukaryota, Phaeophyceae, Ectocarpales, Ectocarpaceae.